Molecule: messenger RNA, 1173 nt
Organism: Rhipicephalus microplus (southern cattle tick)
Lineage: Eukaryota; Metazoa; Arthropoda; Arachnida; Ixodida; Ixodidae
Product: intraflagellar transport protein 81 homolog
Biological process (GO): intraciliary transport; cilium assembly
Cellular component (GO): intraciliary transport particle B; ciliary basal body
Molecular function (GO): tubulin binding
Source: RefSeq, a predicted model, not a curated record
AUGAAAAAGCUGGAGGAAGAGGUCCGAGCCAAUGGCUACCUGGUGCGAGACAAGCUGCCCAAGGAAAUCACUGUUUGUCAGAACGCCAUUAAGGACCUGCAGAAGGUGUCCGCUGAACCAGCGAUGGGACAAAACGAAAUCAACAGACUAAAGGCAAAGGCGGCAGUAAUCGCACGCAAGAAGGAAGCGGCCGCCGAGACGCUCAACGAGCUGCGCCUACAGGUCUCCCAGCUCGAGGCUCAGCUGCAAGAGAAACAGUCUCUGGUCGCCGGCGGCGAGCAGGUUCUCAAAGGAGACGAGUUUAAGAAGUAUGUGAACGCUCUGCGCGGCAAGAGCAGCCAGUACAAGCAACAACGCCAGGAGCUGGCCGAGCUGAGGGCCGAGACCGGUGUGCUGGCCAGGACACAGGAGAUACUCACGCACAAGGAGCGCGACCUCAGGCAGAGUUUGGAGGCGCUCGAAGAAAAGCACGGCGUUCGCGGCUACCACCGGUUACAGGGAACCCUGGAAAGCUUGUCCGGCAACGAGGCCGCGCUCGACGAGACAAAGAUGGCGACGCUGGAAGACAUGUCCACCAUGGUGACCAGCCUCAACAAGCGAAUUGCCGAAAGGAAGGGGCGCCUGGCGCCGGCCAUAAAGGACCUCAGGCCACUUAGAAAAACCUACCAGGACGUGACAAUGGAGUACGAGAAAAAGAAAGCAGCCUACGACACAUGCGCAGCAGGCUUGGAAAGCACGCUGACAAGUUUAGAGCAGGAAGUGUCCAGCCUCCGAAGUGAACUGAACAGCGAGGAGUCCAAGCUGAACUUCCUCCAGCACAGCCUUCGGAUACACGAAGUGCAGCUAAACUUCCUCAAGGCUAAUGGUGUGCUUGGAAACCCCGCAGCAGCCGACGCCGGCUCUGACGGCCAGACUUCACUCAGAGCCAAGCUGGGCCACGAGAUCGCCGAGCAGGAGAAGCGGGGCAAGGCCCUGCGGGAGCGCCAGAAGGAGCUGCGCGAGAAGCAGGCCUCACUGCGAGCACAGACCGAGCAGUGGACGCACUUGCAGGCGCUGCUGAGGGCCAAAAUGGCCGCGACCACGGCCUCAACUCACUGGCAACAGGGAGCACUGCCGCCGGGAAGCGCAGCGACACACGGAGACACCAAUUCGAGGGACUGGCUGGUCCUGUGA